Molecule: messenger RNA, 1374 nt
Organism: Porites lobata
Lineage: Eukaryota; Metazoa; Cnidaria; Anthozoa; Scleractinia; Poritidae
Source: the annotation of a GenBank genome assembly
AUGGAAAAGCUUUUACAGGUUGGGAAAGAAUUCGGAUUGGAGGGAGAAAGGCUGCUCGAGCUUAUAGAAAAACAACAAAAGUUAGAAGAAGAAAGAAAGUGGGAAGAAAAAGAAGAAAAACGUCGAAAACUUGAGGAAGAAAGAAGGAGGGAGGAGGAAGAGAAAGAAGAAAAGCGUAGACAGUUGGAAGAGGAAAAAGAUGAAAAGCGUAGACUGUUAGAAGAACAAAAAGAGGAGAAACGUCGAAUGCUUGAGGAAGAUAGAAGAAAAGAAGACGAAGAAAGAGAAACUAGGCGGCAAGAACGCGAACUGAGAAAAUUAGAGCUGGAAGCAGACCUGUUGAAACAGAGAGAAGCUAUUGAAGCCGCUAAGAGAGAGCAUGAACUAGAGCUCGCUCGUCUAGCACAAGGCCGUAACGUCACCGAACUCGAUGAACUGAGAGAGAAUAGGGCCAAGUCACCCAAGCUUCCCUCAUUUGUGGAUGGCAAGGACGACUUGGAUGCUCACCUACAACGAUUUGAGAGAUUCGCAACUACAGCUAAAUGGGAGAAGACAGGAUAGGCUUCGAAACUUCGUGCUCUUUUGUCUGGACGUGCUCUAGAGGUUUAUUCGCGAUUAUCUGAGGAAGCAGCCCAAGAUUAUGACCGAAUGAAGCUAGCUUUGAUGAAGAUAUAUGACCUUACAUGUACAGAGGACGGCUAUCGCCGUAAAUUAGAGCAUCAAAGCCGGAAGUUGACGAGAGUCCUGAACAGUUUAUAGUGAGACUAGAUAGAUACUUGUUGCGUUGCUUAGAACUGUCGAACACUGAACGUUCUUUUGAAGGCCUGAAAGAUUUAAUUGUGAAAGAACAGUUGACUCUUGUCCAAAAGAUGUCAGCUUGUUCAGAUGGCAAAGAUUGCCGAUCAAUACUUAGAAGCACACGGAAAGCAUCUGUUCAGCUCUGCGAGCCAGAAGCCACAAGUACAGCCCAAGGUGGAGGAAACAAAGACUGCACAGAGUAACGCAACAGCCCUCCAGUGUUACAAUUGUAAUGCCCGCGGACACAAAGCUAUUAACUGCCCAACUCUAGCUAAAAGGUGUUUCGUAUGGGGUAAGCAAGGUCAUGAAGGGAGGAACUGUCGAUUAGGUGGACGAAAGUCAGGAGGCCAAUGUAAGGAUGGUAACCCUGCGCAACGUGGUCAAGUUAGUGCUGGCUGUUUGGUUAAGUCACCCGAUCUUAAAGCUACCCCCGAGGAAGUCAAGUCGUGUAUUCAAGAUGAUCAGCUUCUGUUAACCUGUGGUAAGAAAGUCCCGUUGCUGAGUAAUGCCUGUGUUGAACCCUUAACUGGAGUAAGAAGUAAGAUGCCUGUUGUAAAGGGUAGAGUUGGAGAGAAG